Messenger RNA from Cercospora beticola, 1298 nucleotides. The record is from RefSeq and is a predicted model, not a curated record. NCBI's taxonomy places the organism in Eukaryota, Fungi, Ascomycota, Dothideomycetes, Mycosphaerellales, Mycosphaerellaceae.
CCCAUCAUCGCAACUCCCAUCGCAGUCAAGAUGCACCUCAUCUACCCCAAGACUUGAGCAGGACUCAAGCAAUGGAACAACGAUAGCAGCAAUGACAGCGACGGUACAAUGAUCGAAGCCUCCACUCGUCUCCGACGAGCCAUUCUCCUCAACGACGUCCUUCUUGUUCAGCGCAUCAUUCGCAACAACCCGCACUUCCUUCAGAAUCCCGAUUUCGCCGAUAAAUCCAAUACGUCGCUCCACCUUGCCGCUUCCCAUGGCUUCCCGGAGAUAUGCACUCUUCUGAUCUCCCUCGGACACGACGCGAACGAGAUCUCCCGAAACAGCGACCAUGACACGCCACUGAUGCUCGCCGCGAGGAACGGCAAUUAUGAAGUUGGUACGCUACUCGCGAAGCAAUUCCCGCGAUGCAUUCCGUUCUACAACAAGCAAGGCAUGGAUGCUCUAGCUUUGGCGGCACAAUGUCCUGGCUCUACCAGUCUGAUUCCGAUCUUACUGCAAGAUGAAAGCUUCCCCGCGAGAGCGGAUGUGCAGGACUUGGACGGGAACACGCCAUUACAUCAUGCGAGCGCGAGUGGGAGUUUGAAAGCAUUGAGAAUCCUACUCGCUGCCGGCGCCAACCCGCUGGCCAAGAACAAUCACGAUUGGACUCCGCUAGCAUACUCGCAGACGGUGGCUGCGGAAGUGUACUUCAAGAAUCUAAUUCAAGAGAUGGAAAAGAGACGGCAAGACGGUGCGAGGGCGAGUGAGGAGUUGUUUAGGAAGAAGAUGGCUGCUGCGGGUGGAGGCGUACGGCUUGUUUCGAAGCAGGAGCAGGAUGAAGGCGCCAUGGGGGAUGGGGAGGACGAGCAGAUUAUUGAUGAUGCGCUGAAGAGACACUGGAGUCCGGUCGAUAGGAGACGACCUGGAACUCCUGGUGGUGGCACGCCGGUGAUGAGACAUGAAUGGGGCAGUCCGCCGUUGCUGGGACAUAUGAGAACAAGAAGCGGAGAUGGACGUUCGAGGGCUGAGAGCGGCUGAAAGCAGCAGAUGAGCAGCAUGAAGGAUGUUCUUCGCGACCUGCCUCACGCUGGGAUAUGCUUUGAGUACGCUGGAGCCGACAACGAUAAAAACUGCAUCCGGGUCUCGAUGCAGUUGGCGAACAGGAACCUGUGAACUUCGAAUCUCAGCAACUACCGCUGGAAGGCGACCAAGCACACAGGUAGUAACCACUUCCGAUAUGGCUACUGAAAUGGCCGAAUGGGGCACAAAUAGUCGCGCAAGGUCACAGUCGCGCCUACGACACUGGAACUACGUCU